GGCUCGCAGGGCAAGAUGGCGGCGCCCAUGGAGGUGGCGGUGUGUACGGACUCAACGGCGCAGCUGUGGAGCUGUGUGGUGUGGGAGUUGCACACGGGCGCCAAUCUGCUGACCUACCGCGGCGGCCCGGUGGGCCCGCGCGGCCUGGCGCUGCUCAACGGCGAGUAUCUGCUGGCGGCGCAGCUGGGCAAGAACUAUAUCUGCGCCUGGGAGCUGCAGCGCAAGGACCAGCUGCAACAGAAGAUCAUGUGUCCCGGCCCUGUCACCUGCCUGACCACGGCACCCAACGGCCUCUACGUGCUGGCGGGAAUUGCAGAGAGCCUCUACCUGUGGGAGGUCUCUACUGGGAACCUGCUGGUCAUCCUCAGCCGUCACUACCAGGACGUGUCGUGUGUGAAGUUCACAGGGGAUAGCAGCCACUUUGUGUCCGGAGGCAAGGACUGUCUGGUGCUGGCCUGGAGCCUCUGCAGUGUGCUGCAGGCUGACCCCUCCAGGAUCCUGGCCCCCCGGCACGUCUGGUCUCGUCACACGCUCCCCGUCACCGACUUGCACUGUGGCUUUGGGGGACCCCUGGCUCGAGUAGCUACUGCCUCGCUGGACCAAACAGUGAAGCUGUGGGCGAUUGCCUCAGGUGACCUGCUGCUCUCUGUCCUGUUUGAUGUGGGCAUCACGGCUGUGACCAUGGACUUGGCCGAGUACCAUGUGUUCUGUGGCGGCAGUGAUGGCUCAGUCUUCCAGGUGGACCUGUACAGUGGUCCAGGACAGAGGGAGCGAAGUUUCCAGUUGGAGCAGGAUGCGGGAAAGGUCUUCAAAGGACACAGAAACCAAGUGACGUGCCUGUCGGUGUCCACGGAUGGCAGCAUGCUGCUCUCGGGCUCCCAUGAUGAGACAGUGCGGCUGUGGGACGUGCAGAGCAAGCAGUGUAUCCGGACUGUCACACAUAAAGGCCCUGUGACCAAUGCAGCCAUUCUGCUGGCCCCGCCCAGCAUGCUGACCCCGGAUUUCAGGCCCAGCCUGCCGCUCCCGCACUUCACCAAGCACCUGCUGGGCGCCGAGCAUGGGGAUGAGGCACAAAGCGGGGGCCUGCGGCUGCGCCUGGGCCUGCACCUCCAGGGCACAGAGCCAAGCUACCUGGAGCGGCUGGAGCAGCUGCAGACAGUCCUGUGCAGCACCAUGGAGAAGUGUGUGCUGGGAGGACAGGACCGGCUGCUGCCCGUGCGCGUGUCCGAGCUGGAGGAGGAGAUCCGCAACCUUCGCAAGAUCAACCGUGACCUUUUUGACUUCUCCACGCACAUCAUCACACAGCCAGUGGCCAAGUGACCGCAGGCCUGUCCUGUGUCAGUGUCCUCCCCAGUUCUCACGUGUCCUGUCAAGUAACCGCAGGCCUGUCCCGUGUUGGAACGUCCGCCCAGCUCUCAUGCGUCCUGUCAGCUUUGGUCUCAUUGGUGCUCUUGUUUAUAAAAAGAAAGAAAGAAAAA
Molecule: messenger RNA, 1478 nt
Organism: Jaculus jaculus (lesser Egyptian jerboa)
Lineage: Eukaryota; Metazoa; Chordata; Mammalia; Rodentia; Dipodidae
Gene: Wdr18
Product: WD repeat domain 18
Exons: 10
Coding region: 16-1320 (434 amino acids)
Biological process (GO): rRNA processing; DNA-templated DNA replication
Cellular component (GO): nuclear pre-replicative complex
Molecular function (GO): protein binding
Source: RefSeq, a predicted model, not a curated record